Drosophila suzukii is the source of this 6919-nucleotide messenger RNA. RefSeq names its product speckle type BTB/POZ protein (gene gprs). The record is from RefSeq and is a predicted model, not a curated record. Lineage: Eukaryota; Metazoa; Arthropoda; Insecta; Diptera; Drosophilidae. Gene Ontology annotation, molecular function: protein binding.
UGUGCCUCGUGCAAAACGGUUCACUUCUCGUCCAGCUAACGCUUCUGCUUUCUGUGUGGGUGUGAGUGUGCGUGUUGGCCAAAUGCCUGAGUAGAGAAAAAGCCAAAACCCAAAACCAAAUUAUCGGCCAUUAGCUUCAGCACAGCACUUUGUUUUUUGCGAGUAGAAAUUAUUCGAAUCUCCAGCUAGACACUUUUCGCUUUCAACGCGCGUUUGUGUGUGUGGAAGGACGAGUGAUUGUGUUCAGUGUCGCUUCUGUUGCCUUGGUAGCCUCACCAACACAAAUACACAAAGCACACAUCAUACACACACACACUCACACCGCCAUCCUUGGAGAAAAGUGAAAGUGAGACGCCCCAGCGACCCGGAAAUCGGACAGCUCGGUAUUUUUCGCAUUUGGCGCACAACUUGGCUGGAAAAAAUCGAAAUGAUUUAAUGUUAAGCUAGCAAACGGAUUUAGCCAAUCCGUUGCUGAAAACAAGAACUGUAUGUGUAAAAUAAAAGAACUUAUGUAAAAGAAAUAUCUGAGGGAGAGGGACCAGGGACCGAAUUCACACUGCAACAGUAAACCCAGAUGCCCGAGGCAUUGAUUCUUCCCGGCAUGGCUGACGCAGAGCCGGACCUCUCGACGUUCGAGAACAAGACGGGCCUGGCGGAGGACAUGAAGUUCCUGGCCUCCAUGCCCGAGCUGUGUGACGUAACCUUCCUGGUGGGCGACACCCGCGAACCCGUCUGCGCCGUCAAGGCCGUGCUGGCAUCCCGCUCCCGGGUUUUCGCCAAGAUGCUCUACGCUGCCCCCUCGCCCCAGCGGAAGAGGGAAACCUCCACCAAGGAGAACAAGCUGCGCCUCUUCCUGAAACGCUCCUCGGAGCCCCUGCUCAACCUGCAGAAUGCCGCACAACAGAGAACCGGUUUCACCCAACAAUUAGCUCCGAUACCCGAGCCCUCAGGUCAGCAGCAUCAGACCCUGAUCAUUGAGGAGUUCGAACCGGAUGUGUUCCGUCAGCUGAUCGAGUAUAUCCACACAGGCUGUGUGACCCUGCAACCUCGCACUUUGCUGGGUGUCAUGAAUGCCGCCGACUAUUAUGGCCUUGAGGAACUGCGUCGCGCUUGUGCGGGAUUUGUGCAGUGCUGCAUCAAUGUGGAUACUGUUUGCGCCCUUUUGGCCUCCGCCGAGCGUUAUAUCCAGUACAAGUGCACCAAGACCCUGGUUCAGAAGGUCCUGGAGUUCGUCGAUGAGCAUGGAACUGAGGUGCUCAACCUGGGCAGCUUCACCCUGCUGCCACAGCAUGUGGUCCGUCUGAUUCUGGCCAGGGAGGAGCUAAGGGCUGAUGAAUUUACCAAAUUCCAGGCGGCCCUGAUGUGGAGCAAGAAGUAUUAUGACAACAAUCCGAACAUUGACAUCAAGGAGAUCCUGGGCACCUUCUGCGAGUACAUCCAGUUCCACAAGAUCCCGGCCAAUGUGCUGAUGCGGGAGAUCCACCCACUGAACCUGGUCCCCUAUGCGAUCAUCAUGAACGCCCUGGCUUAUCAGGCAGACCCAGAAAGCAUCGACCCCGGAAAGCUGUCUCCCAACUCUAGCCGACAGCACCACCGCCACCGCCACCACCACCAGUCGCUGCCCAAGAUCCGCAAGGCCAAGUCGCAGUCCUUCCGCACGCGACGCAGUCCCUCGGAGCGGCGGAGUCCCAACAAUGCCCCCAAUCUCACCCUGAAUACCUCGCUGGCCUCGGGCAAUGGCGAGAAGAAGCGCAGUCCACUGACGCCCAAGAGUCCGGUGGUGCCAGUGCCGGAGUCCAAGAGUCCUGGCAGCAGUUCCCAGAAGACACCCACCUCGCUGUCUCGCCAGGGAACUCUGCGCGCCUCGAAUCGCCGGAAGAACAGUGGCCAGCUCUCCAUAUCGCUGGGCACCCAGGGCAGGCGAAGUCCCGUGGGCCUCAACGAUCGCAGUCCCCAGGGACGACGAAGUCCUCUCUUCCCGAGCAGCGGAUUGAGGUCACCGAAUGACCCGAUGACCAGUCCCACGGUCAGAAGUCCCACUGGAGAACCACGGCGAAGUAGUCCCACCUUCAGUGUGCACACACAGGAACGUCGUUCGCCCUUGGGUGCAGUGGCUCCCACGGACUUUGGCUGCCAAUUUGGAGUUCCGGGCACCAGAAGGAGUCCCACAUCCACGGUUCAUGUGCAGGACAUGGGCACUGAGCCGGAAGAGGCGAGCUUCGUGGGAUUCAAGCGACCGUCGAUCAGCCUAUUCACACCCAUUUAUUUCGCCAGUGAGAAGCGCUCCCCCAUGGGUCCCAUACCCCCGAUAACCGUAUCCAAUCCCGCCGAGACUUACAAGAGUGCGGAGCGGGAACGAGAGGCGGCGGAGGCGGCUGCCCGUGAGCGGGAAAGGGAGAAGGAGAAGGAGGCAGCCCAGCCGCAGGAGAAGAAGAGCGUGAUGCGCGAGAUCCUGGCCUUUGUGAGGAAGCCCUCCAAGCAUCUGAGCAGCCGAACGAAUCGCUUUGCCAACGCCUUCACCAGAGCGGAAUCGGGCUCAUCCGGAGGACCUUUGAUAAGGCAGAGCACCUUCUCGGCCAGUCCAGCGGCUUCCUCCACGGCUGCCAAGAGUGCUGUCCAGAAGCAAAUGUCCGAGGUGGGCUUCGAGCCCAAGAUAUCCCAGAAGUUCACCCACUACGCCAAGAUGUCCUUGAGGCUAAGGAGAUCCACGAAGCGCGACGAGGAGGAAAAGGAUAAGGAUAAGGAGAAGGAGAAGCAGAAGCAGGGCUCCGCCUCCGGUUCCAAGAGGCCCAGUGCUGACCUAAGUCAGGCCAACGUGGAGCAACAGGUAGGUGGAUCCUCGGACGAGCUGCCCUUCGAGCUGGCCAACGUGCACUUCGAGAAGGUAGGUGAGUCGUAUAUCAAGCAUGAGAGGCUUCGCGAGCUGCAGGAACCAGAGGCCGACAAGGAGGAGGACACCGAACAGGACGCCGAACCGAAAGCGGAAGCCGAGGUGGAGCAAACGGAUGCAGCCAUGGCCCAGUUCGUGGAAGAGGUCACCAACUCGCUGAACGUGGUGGCCCUCAACGGCGAGGGCGGCGCUGCUGCAGUGCAUCACUUCACCCGCCGCUCGGAGAGCCGUGAGCCCAUCGAGCCGCGGAUUAGCGAGGAACGGGAGUCGGACUCCAACGACCUGAUGAUACCCGACGAAAUGCGCGCCGAGCUGGUAGAGAUUUUGAAGGCCUACGCCCCCGAACCAGUUUAUGUGAAUCUGCAGGCACUGCGGCGGGAGACCGAAGAUGCGGAUCUGGCCAUCGCCCAGGCCGAAGCCGCUGUCCUGGCGGCCUCGUUGGCUGAGCCCGCGAAGAAGCCGCUGCAGUGUCCUACCAUCGAGUUUGAGCCGCCGUCGCGACGCUCCUCCUUUGAUCCGCCGCGUUCCCCCUUUCUCGAGCAGCUCCGCAGUCCCGGGGUGGACACGGAAACCGAUCUGAUCAAUCUCCAGCGCUUGGAUUCCGGCGGUGACAGCUUCGAGCUGGUGGAGAGCAAGUGGAGCAAGUCCAGUCGCGGGGAGUCCAGCUUCGAUUGUCCCUACUCCUCCAGGGACACCAGCUUCGACGUCUCCAUUUCGCGGUAUCAGUCCACUAGCUACGAGGAUCAAACCUCCAGCUUUGAGAUUGUCGAUACCGAUGAGAAAGCAGGGCAGGGCAAAAGGGCUGUAGAUCUGCGCAAGAGCUCCAUCGAGCUGGUGGACGCGGAGACGUUUCAGAGGUCGGGCUCCUCCUGCGGGGGUCGCAAGUCCUCGCUGGAGACCCACUUUGAUUACACGCCCACCGAGGGAGGCGGCGGCGGCGGUGGCCGUUCUCCCAGCCUUCCGUUUCCGGCGAUGAGCAAGAAGCAGCGCACGGAGAACUUCCGCCAGCUGCACGUCUCCCAGUUCAGUGCCUUCUCCAGGGCACGCAGUCCACUGUCCCAGCAGACCUCCUCCAACUAUAGCUCCAGGGAUAGCUACGACUCGAGUGGCUCCUAUCCCCACGGCUAUGGCUAUCCCCCGGAGCCCCAGAGGAGUCCUUACGGAGACCCCACUCGCAAGCACUUCCCCCUGACAGUCCGCCAGAAGGGCGAGGAGGAGCGCGAGGUGCGCACCUUCCUCUGCACCGAUCAGAGAUGUGCCUCGAUCUUCGAGCCGCGUCCCAGUUCCGUGCUCACCCAGCAGCUGUCCACCGGCUCCAUGUCCACCCCAUCGGGCUACACCAACGGGACUCCCAGGGUUCCAGGCAUUGCUGCCGUGGGACCUGUUCCCCUGCCCCAUCCCACUGGACCGCUCUCCUCCUGCGGCUUCUCCAGCGGCAGUGAGUUCGAGCCUCCGUCGCCCAGAAGGGCGGCCAGCGCCUCGCCCAAGCACACCUUCACAUUCCGCAUCGUGAUGAAGAAGGUGGACAGCUCCCCGGAGGCGUUGUGCCCGGAAAGGCAUCGCUCGAGGAUCAUAGAUCGUUACAGGAGGCGCGACAGUCGCCGGAAGCGAAUCCACGAUGCGGGAAAAAGCUUCUAGGGGGCUUCUAAUGGCAGCCAGUGAUGGGAAAAGUACUUAGAUAGCAAGAGGGCAUUAAGGACAUACAUGAUAAAUCAAAGUAAUUGUUGCACAAAAUAUCACAGUCAGUUGAUCUACCUUAAAUACCUUAAUUCCAAAAGAUAUACCUUUAAAUAACUGCCUUUUAUAACCUUACAUCGGGUGUUAUAUCACCAUUUCAAAAUAUACGCAAUAUACUCGUAACUUAAAGAAAAUAUCUCAGAUUAAAUCAAAAGCUCUAAUGCCGAAUCAAAUCCUCAAGUAUAAUAGCAUAUUGCUAGGGAAGAGAACUACACUUAAAAAGAAACAUUUCGAUGUUCAGUAUGUUUAAGAUAAAUGAAUAUUUAAGAUCAGAAUACAAUUUAUACAUGUUUGCGUGUGAGUCUAAGCCAUUCGAUGUUAAGUACCUGUAAUUGCAUAUUUUUUGUAAAGUACUAUAUUCUUUAAAACAGUUAUAUACUAGAAACGUAAAGGCAAAACCAGUGUCUGAAUUGUAGGCAGAAUUUGUGGGGUGUUUUUCAAAUAAUCCUUUUAUUGGUAGCUAGUUUCCUACUUCCCAUCGCUGGUACCAAACCAGGUAAACCUCAUAACACAUUCGCGGCAAUCUCUUGAUAUCUCUACGAUACGCAUAUAUUUUUGACAAUCUCAGUGUUGAAUCUAUAUAGGACCUCCCAUAAUCGCAAUCUCUUAGGCUUAAGAAUAACACCGAACUACCGGCGUUCGGCAAUCAAACUUUAUAAAAUGGUUCUGGUUUUUAGGCCGUUUCAAAAGCUCUACCAAAAGCGCGAACUUCGGCCCACCGAAGUCAGUCGAUCCGGCCCCCGCCUUAUCGGGGGACUGGCACUUAUGAUCUCUGCUGAUUUGUCAAGCAACCCUCAUUAGAUCCAUGGUUACAAACUGAACGACUGCUUAGGCAGCUAACCGUAAAUGUGUAUUCUAAAUAAUUAACAAACUUAUGCGCAACAAUAAUUCCUCCCACGAUUUACCUGACUACUAUUUAAACAACAAUAGAUCAAAAGUUUAUAUGUAUACGUGUGCAUAAGAGUUGACACUUCGAUGUUGUAAUUAAUGUGGAAACCGAAAUCAGAAAGAGAUAAUAUUCUAAGUAUUUGUGCAUUUUUACGUGGUUCCUGUUAUAUAGCUAUAGAUAUAUGCGCUACCCAGCGCGAGUAUUACAAAUUUUUGAUGGCAUAAUAUAAUCGAUAUACAUUAUAUGAUUCUAAAUAACCUAAGGAGUAAUAUAUUAUAAAUGUAACCGAACUGCGCUGCUAUUGCAAAAGGUCAGAAAAGUUUUUCUAGAUAACUCCUAAGACUAAGAUCAGAGCAAAAUUAUGCGCAUUUGUGUGUGCACAUGUUUGUAUAUUAAAGCUGGAUUCGGGGCCGUACUUAAAUCUUAAAAUUAUAGGAAAGCAUCCACGUUUGUGCCGCGCAAAAUGUGAGACGUGGAAAAAUUGUAUUAUCAAAUUAAUAUUUAUUGUUAAACUUUGAGCAACAUUUUUGGACUCUGUGUUUGUUAGUUAAAGAUAAUCCCCUUAAGCGAAUCCUAAAUUUAAGCGGAGUAUCCAAAGAAUCAUAAUUUACACAGUAUACACAUUGUAUGUAAUAUUCUAAAGGAAGUAAGAACAGUUGGCUUUUUAGCAAAUUAUUCGUAAGAAGAAAGAUAUCAGCAUUUUACAGGUAAUUACGCUUCAUGAGCAUUUAAUUCCAACUAAAUGAUAGCUAAACGUAACGAUAACCACACAUAAAUUGCCACCAGCCGACAUCUUGGAUCUGGGAGACCCAUCGAUCCAGAACUACACUCGUAACUAAUCGGAAUGCCAGUAGAAACGUUGAUAUUUUGAUUUGUAGUUGCUUGUUUUGAAACUAACCAACAGUCGCUGACCAAAUCGCUUGACCAGUUACACAUUUUCGAUCGAUUUUCCGUUGCGCCUCUGAAUGCUUGUGAGAGGUGGUCGCCAAUGGAGAUUGUAGCGAUUCGAAUCCCAGAACCAGAGCACCCAACUACAAUUUCACAAUGCCAACUUCUUCUAUUUGCAGAGCGUUUUUACAGUGUGCCAGCUGGAUCGGAUGUGGAUUUAGCCCAGGCUCCCGAGCAUACACUACGUUAUUUAGCAAUCCCCUUGUCCGGGUUUUUAUUCAGAGGAUGUCGUUGUCGUGGCAUUUGUUAGACUAAGUCCAGUUCCAGUUCCAGUUCAAAUCGAAUCGAAUCGAAUCGCGUCGCGUUAAAUGUUUUACUUUGCAUUUGUACUGCUAUUGUUACCGCUCACAUACAUACUCGAAUAGUUAGAGCUAAAACCUCCAUACAUUAUGUGCGUUCGUUUUUAUUGUAAUUUGAGACAAAAAUAAAUCCCAGAUUUCUGUGUUACCUUCAAA